UGUGUGUGUGUGUGUGUGUGUGUGUGUGAGAGAGAGUGAGAGAGAGAGAGAGAGAGAGAGAGAGAGAGAGCGUGGAGGCGUACAGCUAUGCAAAGACCGUGUCGUGGACUUACAUUGCCAUUACGCACCAUUACGCACUGACAGCUACUUUCAAGCGAAGAGCGCACGUCGCCGAGGAGCGGAGUUUUGGAUUCCUCACAUAUACAAGAAGAAGACAGAAGUUUUUCAUCCAGCGGAAUAGAUUGAUCUUCAGAGCCCAGCUGCCAUUCAUCCGCACAGGAAUGGUGGAUCACUUGCCGCUUGGUGAGGAGACCUUCCUGUAUUACAGCGGCUCCCCGGGGUCUGACUACAACUGCCUCUGUCACCACACAAACGGUGGCACGUUGUCAGGCAUCAUGGUAACUGAAGCAUGCAUCUAUGAUCACCACCACCCCUACCAAGGGAUGACGCUCUCCUCUUCCCCUCGCCUCUCUGAGGAUGACCUCAGCGACUCCUCCAGCCCUCGUUCCUCCCUCUGCUCCAGCCCUGAGUCCUCGUCGCCGACGUUACGGCACGUUCUCGGCUCCAGCUACGAAAGCAGGAGCAGCAGGAGCAGUAGUUCCUCAGGAGGAGAGAGUCAAGACAGCUUGCUGGACCUCCUCCUCUCGCAGGCCUCCCUCACCACCUCAUUAAGCUCUAACGCCAGCAGCGGCUCUCAUUCUUCUCCUCUAUCAUCCUCUCUAUUGCUCUCCUCCCCAGCCUCUUCUUCAUCCUCAUCUGCCCCUCUUUUACCCAUGGGCCUGGCCUGGGAGUCCAAGAGAGAGCAGCGGCUGAGUCUUCAGCAGCACGCCAAAGAGGACUGUUACGAGUUCCCGGUCUUCCUGGAUGACCUGCAGGAUCCUGCGGCGCUCCUCUUUCAGCCAACACUGGAAGAGAUUGAGGAGUUCCUGGAGGAGAACAUGACAGUGGCAAUGGAGAAAGAAGAGGAGGGGAGUGAUGAGGCAAUGUCACCAAUGUCAGAGGAUGCUGAGGCAAAAUGUUCAAGGACAUUAGCAGGGGAACCCGUAUCAGUGUCACAGAACUCAGAUCAGACUGUGCCAGUGGCCCAUUCUCCGCUCUCCUCCUGCACAGAGACCAAAUAUACACCAUGUGCAUCUGACAUGGACAGCUCACCAUCAGCAGCGGAUGUUAGUUGUGCAGCUAGCUCUAGUUCUACUAGUAGUGUUGAUGGGAUCAAACAGGAGGAUUGUGGUUCGCCGCCAGCUUCAUCAGAAGGUACCAGUGCCUCCACUGUGCCAGUCAUCCUACAAAUCCAGCCCAUACAGAUCAAACAAGAGCCCAACCCUAGUGCCAUAUCAGAUGCUGUCACCCAGCAAACCCAACCCCCAAAAACCCAAUCCCAGCCAACCCAGGCCCCGUCGGAUAUCAAAAUCGCCCAACUCCUGGUCAACAUCCAGGGGCAGACUUUUGCCUUGGUACCGCAGCUGCUUUCCCCGACAAACAUUACUGGCUCGAGCAAAAAUGGAACCACCGUUUCCCCCAAAUUUGUCCGGAUCGCACCAGUGCCCAUUGCCGCUAAACCCAUCGGGCUUGGGGAAGGCGGGUUAGGCGCAGGUUCAACUGCAGGGGUCCUUGCUGGAGGUCAGAGGUACCAGAAGAAUGCGGUAGCAGACCUCAUUAAAAUGCACAAGUGCUCUUUUCCUGGCUGUAAUAAGAUGUACACCAAGAGCAGCCACCUUAAAGCCCAUCUGAGGAGGCACACGGGGGAGAAGCCCUUCGCUUGCACGUGGCCCGGCUGUGGAUGGAGGUUCUCCCGGUCUGACGAGCUGUCCCGACACCGCCGCUCCCACUCGGGAGUGAAACCAUACCAGUGCAUCGUCUGCGAGAAGAAGUUUGCCCGCAGCGAUCACCUGUCGAAACACCUCAAAGUCCACCGCUUUCCACGAAGCAGCAGGACAGGACGCUCUGCAAACUGACUCUGCUGACCCCACUCUGACAGACUGACGCUCAGCGGAGAGAGGGGUGGGGGUGGGGGGGGGGCAGCAGGGGGGCUGCGUUCCUGUAUGUGUGUGUGUACUUGUGUGUGACGAAAGACAGAGGAGGGAGAGGGGGGUGAAAGUCCAAACACCUUUUAAAGGAGUCUGUGCAGGACCCUUGAGCUCGUGUGUGUUUAUGUUCAAAUAUGUACGCGUGACGUACAUUCAUGGUACUGUUAUAAUUUAUUGGGUGGCGAGGAAAAGACUGUAAAAACUAAACUAAAACAGAAAACUGUUACUUGACACACCCUCACAGGUGGAAUAAGCUUCUUGUAUAUUACAACUUUUUUUUUGUCUCACUCAAAUCUUUUAGCUAAUCUAAUUUGAAGACAGAUUUGCUACUCAGAGUAUUUUUACACUUUGAGGUGUGUGUUAUUGUUAUUGCUGGAAUCAAAAGCCUUAUAUAAAUGAAAAUGCAUUACUAAGGGGUCUGCUACUAUUUAAAACCCCCAUUUUUUUUACCUUCCUGGAGCCAAGUAAUAGCAAAAAUGCAUCGCUUAAUGGCUUGAAUUUAAUUUGUUGCCCAACAGCAAGAGCUUACUGGACACUGGGAACUACUGGGGCCUUGGUUUAAUUCUUCCUCGAUAGACGGCAGAGUAAAUGAUGCAUCAACAUUCCUGUAGCUUUGAUUACGUGUCUUUGUUGCCUUUGAGUCCCCAUUACAGGAAGAGGAAAAACACUGUAGUUACCACAAAUACAAGAACAAUGCUCAUGUUCUUGUUAAAUUACGGCUCACGAACAAAAAUCAUAUCACUGUGUAAUUUGCACUGGCACACAUGAAAUUUCUAGUUUUCUGCCCACACGACACAAGUACUUUAUGUAGUUGUGUCGUGGUUUGGCUUGACUCACUGCUCUUUAAAACUUUUUUGGUCUCAUCAGGUUGAAAGACCAUUUAGCAGAAUGUUUAAUGGCCUGUUUGGAUCAAACAAAUUGGUUUGCAGCUACAUCCACUGAUUAUCCUUCAAAUUUUUUAAGCCAAGGUUGAAAAUUAUUUACAGAAUCAUACCUAUAUCAUAACAUGUGUUUUCUGGUGUUGUGAUACCAUAUCAUUACUUCAUGUCACUUUAUUGACUUCAUGCCACUGCUGUCAAAAAAUACGAAAAAAUAAUAGAAGACGAUAACUUCGCAUUGCUGAGAGGCACAAGGAAAGGAUGCUGCAUGCUGCUCUUGAACGCAUCGUAUUUCUUUUCUCCUCUCCUGCCAAAUCAAGUCUCUUUUCCACUCUUUUCUCCAUAGAUCAAUUUCAAUACAAACUAAUUUUACAUCUCAAAUGAAAUGAAAUUAUUUACAUAUCAAAUUUAAGCAGGAUUUCUUUUCUUUCCAUUUGUUGAGAAUGGAAUAAAACAAAGAAUAUAACAUAAAUACUGGAGAGGCACAGAGUCAUAGCUAACAUUGCAGCCCGGUCUCAUAGAAAUAUGACAAAUGGACACAAAGUCUUAACAGCGCAUGACAUAUUUGGUGAUAUGAAAUAAUAUGCUGGCAACACAAAAACAAUUCUAUUGCAAAAUCAUUGAGGAUAUUUUGUAAUGGUGGACACACAAAUUAAGAAUAAAGAGCAAACAUGGACUUUCAACCAGGAGACUACCGUUUGUGUCCCGUGUGCAACCAGAAGUCAACAUAGUUACAUGACUUUAUGGACUAAUGUAACUGUGCAAACUACUUUACAUAGGUACUUUACAUAACUAUGCAAAGCACAUAAGUUUAUGUAACUUACGUCCCAUACGUAAUUAUUUUAACCAUAACCCUAAUCUUAUCCUAAAGGUAACUAGUUGGGGGUUUUUUUCUCUUGGUAGUAGUCUUGGGUCUUCCUAGCAAGGCUAGUUGUGGAUUCCAAAUCCAAAAGGGAAAAGUCUCAGGGGAAAAAUAGAAUUUAAUGGUGGCCAAAAAUAGCGACCCCUGACCUAAACCAAACUGCGACUGAUCAUAAUGGACUUUGAAUUAGCGUUGUUUUCGUGUUGCCAGCACAUCAUUUUAACAUGUUUCGUGCCCACCACCAUGUAAUGCAUUGUUAAGAGGUACAUUUCAUCUUUGUCUGUGAGGCUGUGUUAAACAUCAGCCACCAUAAGCUAGCAGUCAUAGCAGACCAAGUAAGGCUGUAGCAGCCAAAUGCCCAAGUGUGUUGAAUUUAAAAAGGGACUGUUGUACUGCUUUUAAAUUAAGCUUUCAGUUUAGAAAAGAAUGAAUAUGCUAUGUCUUCUUUCAAAAGUUACGUAGACUUGCUUUAAUAUAAGGACUAUAUUGGAGCUUUCUUAAAGGGGCAUCAAGUCAAUGGCUCUCUGUUUUCUCACACUGAAGCCUGUUUUCUUGCCAAAUCAAGUUUUCUUUUUCCUUUCCCUUCUACAAAUGAAUUUCAUAAAAUGAAAAAUGAAUCGAUCUGCAUAUUAAAUGUAACUGGAUUUCUUGUUGCCCAUUUGUUGAGACUGGAAUUAUGUGCCGUUACAGCAUCAAAUAACAAAUUUAGAGGAAAUCUUUAUGAAUCCUUUUCAGUUUCUCUGGUCUUAUUACGUGUUACAGCAUAUUCGUCAAAGGUAAAUAGAAAAUUGAAGAGCAUUUAAAAGACACAUUAAAUCUCUCCGUGGUCUUGAACAUAUCAAAUCUCUUGCCAUGAAAUGAGAUGCCUUUGUCUUGUACUGUAGGGGAACAGUGACUGUUUUGCUUUUUUUGUCAUAUCACAUUUACCUGUAUAGAUAGCUUUAGUGUGUGUCAAUCUGCAUCUCAGUUGAAUUAAACCAAAUGUGUGAUGGGAGGGAUGCAAAAUGCCUGCUGCACAGAGUUCAGACGUGAUCUCCUGUGCCAUAAAGUUGAGGAUCAAUUGACAACAUUCAGUAUUGAAACUGUUUAAAGAAAGAAAUGUCAAAGUUUGAACUGGAAUCAAGAUGUUUUUUGGAAGUGUUUGAUUUGCUGAAACAAGUGUUCAGUACGCAGCAGCGGAACGAGAUGCCAUAUGGGGGAAGUGUAUUAUCGAUGUCAGGCAUUCCUUCCAUACAAUCAGAAGAAUUGCUUUUCUGAAUGGGCGUCAUUCGUGAGCCCAUGAAUGUAUGUAAAUACUGUAUAUGCAUUUGAAAGGAGUACUGAAAUAUUCUUCUAGUGAUUUCUGUGAUUGUGAAAGAUUUUUUAAAGAAUAUGUAAAGAAAGAGUACAUAACGUGAUAAUUCAAAUAUAUAGUGAAAAAUGUGGCAACUUACUUUUUUGUCAGGUUUUUACACAACACAUUAAAAGGCUCAUGAAAUGUUUCAUAAUACCUUCACAGACAUUUUCUCGACUUGCACAGCCACUUCGUCAGGUGCAAAUUGCAAUACAGCUGCAAGUAUUGUGAAACAUGUGUUGAGUAGUGUGCUCUGUAAACACUUUACAAAGAAAGAGUUGCUUAAAAUGUUAUAUUUUUGCUUUUGUUCUUACGUAAAACACAUUUACAAUAAAAAUCCCAAAACCAA
Messenger RNA from Epinephelus moara (kelp grouper), 5449 nucleotides. Its product is annotated as Krueppel-like factor 15. The transcript has 3 exons. NCBI's taxonomy places the organism in Eukaryota, Metazoa, Chordata, Actinopteri, Perciformes, Serranidae. Gene Ontology annotation, molecular function: RNA polymerase II cis-regulatory region sequence-specific DNA binding; DNA-binding transcription factor activity, RNA polymerase II-specific. Gene Ontology annotation, biological process: regulation of transcription by RNA polymerase II. The coding region runs from base 282 to 1955 and encodes 557 amino acids. The record is from RefSeq and is a predicted model, not a curated record.